AUGGGUGAGAACAACUGCAGAAAGAAUAGCGUUGAGAAAGAAGAUUGGCGAGAUGCGGCCGGCGGGGCCCCCGUGAGGUCCCGCCACGCUAUGGGCUCGAACAUCAGCCAGCACUCCGCCAAAGGACUGAAAGGGCGGCGAGCUCGCUCCAGCGGCGACCUCUGCAAUGGCGACACUAAGUCUCAAACAGAAUCGUCAGUGUGCGGAUCUGUGGUGGGCGAUGUUAUGGGCUGGAAUCGGUCCCUGCCAAACCACCUAGACGGCAACCGACAUUUGGCGGACUACAGCCGGGUGAACAACAAUUACGGGGAGUUCGGAACCUAUAACCGCUGCCAUCCCAAGGGCGGACGCGGUCUGCGGUACAGAGUUAGCAAGUCCGGUUCCGACGCAGAACCAGUUUGGAAGCUCCAAGAUCCUGGCUUUGACCAAGGUUACGGUUCAGAACGUUCUCCAGAAGACGAUUACGUACCUCCGAUAGCACCAGCGAUAUCUCUGGAGGCUUACGAAGCGGAACUACGGUCUAUCUACCCAUUCAUCAAUGAUGAAAACUCCUUCACAGUAGUAGUUGAAAAAGAUGGCCGUGGUCUGGGAAUGUCAGUAUGCGGCGGAGGUGGCCUAGUGAGGAUACGAAGACUUUACCCCCCUCAACCAGCGUGGAGGACUGGCAGACUUGCUCCCAAAGACCUACUCCUAUCUGCCAACGGAGUUCCCCUUGCCGGACUUAGCACCUACGAAGCCCUCGAGGUGCUUCGGACGGCGUUGCCUCGGGUGGAGCUGCGCGUGUGUCGGCCGCCAGCAGACGUGCUCGACAGCGUCACGCCGCCGGAGCCGCCGACACCGCCGGCCCGCACCCCACACCCGCCCCACCUCCCGCCGCUAGACCCCCUCAACUGUCACCCUAUGCAUGCCAGACUGUCUCAGACGACGAGCAGCGCGACCACGUCGUCGUCGGAGGGGCGCGGGCGACGCGAGGCGAGCCCGGAGCCCGACCGACGCGACCUGCGACUGCCGGACCUCGACCGACCACUGCCAGUUUACGACGUGCAAUACGGGGAGUUCGAUAUAAUAAUGACCAAAGUGAACGGUUCUUUGGGCUUUACGCUUCGGAAGGAGGACCACAGCGCAUUGGGGCAUUACGUCAGAGCUCUGGUGAGGGAACCAGCACUUAGUGAUGGGAGGAUACAACCUGGCGAUAGGAUUGUUGCUGUGAACGACACAGCGAUGUCUAACAUGUCCCACGCGGAGGCGGUAGCGUUCUUACGAGCGUGUGGCUCCGAGGUGCGCCUGCGCCUGUACCGUGAUCAUGCAGCCACCCCAUUGUCACCAAUGUCACCGAGAGAAGAGCCUACCGAUUCAGACGCGCCUAUGAAUAGGCCUAAACCCCCGCUAAGGCCUGAAGCGGUAUCAAUGUUGUGCGACCUGGCCGCUCGGCGCCUCACCCCUGACGCGGCAGACGGGUCUCGAUCACCCUGUCUCUCACCCCGCAAGUACCGCAAGCUGACCAAGGACAACAACCACUACGAACAGCCCAAUGAUGUUCCAAGUUCCAACAAAGUAGAACACGGUUCGGAACAUAGAGAAGUGGUUCAGGACUCGAGGCGGCCGGUGCGGACUGUGUCCCUCGCCAGCCCCACGGCACCACCCACUUGUAGAAAACAAAAGUUGAGCCUGACAGUGCCUCCCCAUGGAUACGAGUUAAACAAUUUGGACAACGACACUCUGGAUGCUCCGAACGUGUACCAGGAAGACAUGUCACGUCAGAGGUACCCAGAGCCGGUGUUCCCCGUGGACUCUGACGAGCCAGUGUCAAUGCCAGUGGAGCUGCUGAGUGACGAAGCGCGGUUCAAACAUGCAAACCCAGCAUACCAAAGCGCUGUACUCCACACAACCAGCAGUGACGGACAUACUACUAGUUCAGAGGGUCACAAAGAUGAUGGUAAUGGUUUGAAGAAAUGGAAAGGUGUCGCGUUGUCGCCUGACAACGAGCGUAAGGUGAAGACGGAUCCUCCCCCCCAACCCAAACCCAAGGAAACCGAUCCCGUCCAAAAAGAAAACGUCAAACCUGAACCGCCUAUAGAUGACACGUGUAAUGAACCUACGAUCGUAACAGUAGAACUGAAUCGUGGUUGGAACAGUCGGUUGGGUUUUAGUGUUCAGAGUCAUCCGGAGUCGGGGCAAAGCUACAUCUCAGCGGUCUACAAUGACAGCGUCGCUGCUCGUGAUGGCCGACUGAGGCGUGGUGAUGUGAUAUUGCAGGUGAACGAUGAGAACGUGACAUCAAUGAAGACACCAGAAGUGAUCGACCUGCUGCGAAUAUUAAGAGGCUCUAUUUGUAUCACUGUUCUACGGCCACCCAACCCACAGUGAACAAAUAUUAUAUAACAAUUAUAUGGAUGAAGCUCACCCCUAGGCCUCAAAGGAACAGGUCUAGCUGGAGAAGUGCAAGUCGCCCCGUCGGCGAUGCCGAGCUACGGGCGAAAUAUUUAGAAAAACUAAAUCAAGAAAUAUGAAUCUCUAUCCAACAUAAUUCGUCAAUGUACCUUCAUGACAUUUAACAUUCUAUCAAAAUUAAUAAAUUAAACAAAUAAUAAUAUACAACACAUUCGACAUUCGAGAGAAUCUUCACAAUGUUUAUUGGUUUCUUCUUUAAUUUGCAAAGUCGAAUAUUUAAUAUAUUGUGUAUAUCUAUUAUAAACAUUUAAUAUAGAUAGAAGAUUCGGUUAUAUUAUCGUGUAUUUUUUAUAAUAUAUUAUGGAGAUUUUGAAUCAUAGCUUCGUUAUUGAAUCUUACAUGUAUUGUAUAAUGUAUAUAAGCCAUACAUUCUAAUACAUGCUGUUUUGUUAAAGUUCCUAAUAGUGGAUUGUGCUAAACUUCUGCCGUCGUACAUUAUAAAUUUCAUAUACUUGAUAAGUUACCUUAUAAAAUAAUUUAUUUUCGGAAAGAUCUCUGUAGCUAUUUCAUAGACAAUUGAUUAGGAAUAUAUGAAACUAUAUUGAAAUCAUUAUAUUUAUUUAUCUAUCUUACCCGACCAAUAUAGAUAUUCAAAGUUAGUCUACUGAAAUAUAAAAGUAUUCUAUUUUAUUUGAACACAUUGAAAAGGCAAUAAACAGCGUUUAUUUAGACUAAUAUACCUAAUAUAUGAAUAUUAAAAUUAUGGAAGUUUAAAAUUAUUAUAUUCUUAUUAGAAAUUGACUUACAAAGUAGUUUUUAAAUAUAAGAAACAAUUUAAGGCGUCUGGCGGCCUACAAACGUGCAAAGUCCCUUGCCUAAUAAAAAGUAGACUAUGUUAUAGUAGAAAAUAUUAAAAUGUCAUGAAGUAUAGCAUUCCAAGAGGUUAGCCUUUGUAAAUAAUGUAAAGUUAAAAGACAGUUUUCGUAGUCGUUUUGAUGUUACGUUACGGACAAUUGUCAAAUGUAUUGAAUUGCAAAAUGUCGCAUAGGUACGUUUUUAGUAUAUUUAUGGGUGGAUAAUAUUUUGCUCAAAUAUUAUAUUAACUGUAGUCAGACCAUGGUGGAAGCUUUGACAAUUGCGUGUAACGUAUUGUAACCACGUUUUAUUAACAUAUUCGUAGCGCACGAGAUAUUAUCGCGUAGGUUUCAUGGACGCGCAGGUGACGUGUUCCAUGCGAUCUAUACAAAUCUCUGGGCAAUAAUAAUAAAAGUACACAAGUUUGUCAAAAUACGCUAGAAUGACAAACAUUACUAAAACAAUUGAGUUAGAUUGCUAAUAAAAUUUAAAAUUACUGCAUUAUACGCUAUACUUCCUAUAGGCACUGAUUAUAAAUUCUAGUCAAAUCUAAAUUUUAAUUGAAAUUAUUACACAGUUAGCCUUUGAGAAAUAUUAUAUUGAAGUAAAAACAGUAGUUAAAUUAUAUUCUUACAUAAAUAAAUAAAUAAA
This is a messenger RNA of Spodoptera littoralis (African cotton leafworm), 3897 nucleotides long. NCBI's taxonomy places the organism in Eukaryota, Metazoa, Arthropoda, Insecta, Lepidoptera, Noctuidae. The record is from the annotation of a GenBank genome assembly.